This is a messenger RNA of Prunus armeniaca (apricot), 717 nucleotides long. The record is from the annotation of a GenBank genome assembly. NCBI's taxonomy places the organism in Eukaryota, Viridiplantae, Streptophyta, Magnoliopsida, Rosales, Rosaceae.
AUGUUGUCUAAUGAGGGGAGCCGAUCACCCAGUUCGCAAGUGCCUUUGUACUUAUGGGGCAAUUCCAAGGUGUAUAAGAAAAUAUUUGUGGCUAAUCUGUAUCGUGUCACGACUGAGACUCACUUCCAGAAGUGGUGCACCACAUAUGCUAUUGCCAUACCCAAUGAUGUGCAUGUCAAGCUGGAUGCGUCUUUAACUGACGAUGUGCCUCGCGUGGAUCCGAACGAUCCAGACGCCCAAAUUAUCACAUUCUUUACCUUAUACUUCUCCUUGGGAUUUACAUUCCCAUUGUCAAGGGUCUCCAGGAAGGUGUUUUAUGUCAUGGAGUGUGCCCCAAUCCAAUGUACUCUAAAUGUGUACAGGGCGAUUAUCUAUUUUGAUCAUGUGAACUACUUUUUCAAGCUGGAUCUAACAGUGCAAGAGUUCUUUUACUUCUUUGAGUUGUUUGACAGUCUCAGCCAAGGAGAUCACGUAUGGCAUGCCGAUGUGUUGGAGGUGAGUGAAAGGUGGGAAGGCGAGGUAGGCGACGGUCCACUUGUUCCUAUCACCUACUAUGAUGAGAAUGAUAUUAGCAAGAAACUGGAUCUUGAGCCGGACAAAGCUAAGGUGCGCUGGGCCCUGAACAUCCCCUUGAGGUUUCUCGAAUGGCGUUGGCUGUUGAGGGAGUAUCUGAAUAAGGCUGGUGAUCUGCCCCCUACUAAGAAUGUUGAGAGAUGA